AUGAGAAAAAAAGUUCUUUUGAUGGGGAAAAGUGGAUCAGGGAAAUCAAGUAUGCGAAGCAUUAUCUUUAACAACUAUAUUGCUAAAGAUACACGGCGUUUGGGUGCAACAAUUGAUGUUGAGCACUCUCAUGUGCGCUUUCUUGGAGAUUUGGUGCUAAAUCUAUGGGAUUGUGGCGGACAAGACUCUUUUAUGGAAAAUUAUCUUUCAGCGCAAAGAGACCAUGUUUUCAGGAAUGUAGAAGUGCUUAUUUAUGUUUUUGAUGUUGAAUCUCGUGAAUUUGAUAUGGAUUUACAUACAUAUGAGUCUUGCCUUGAAGCAAUUCGAGAAAACUCACCUAAGGCACGAGUUUUUUGUUUGAUUCAUAAAAUGGAUCUUGUUCAGGAGGAAAUGAAAGACUACAUCUAUCAAGAACGCUCAAAAAUACUAUACAAAAGGUCAGAAAACCUUGAAACAAUGAUUCUUGCAACAUCAAUAUGGGAUGAAACAUUAUACAAAGCUUGGUCAAGUAUUGUUUAUACACUUGUUCCAAAUGUUCCUACGCUUGAAAAACAUUUAAAACAAUUUGCUUUUCAUGCAGAAGCUGAUGAAGUGGUUUUAUUCGAACGAACGACAUUUCUUGUAAUAUCUCACACAUCUCACUCAGAAUUUAAUCAUCCUGAUGUCCACCGCUUUGAAAAAAUAAGCAAUAUCGUCAAGCAGUUUAAACUGAGUUGCAGCAAAAUGCAAUCUCAAUUUACAUCAUUUGAGCUACGAACCCAUGCUUUUUCUGCAUUUAUCGCCCCUUAUGCUUGCGAUACUUAUAUUCUUGUUGUUAUCAGUGAUCCGCUUGUACAAUCUGCUGCACUCUUAAUGAAUAUUGAAAUGGCAAAAAACAGUUUUGAGAAAAUUGACGCAGCCGAUAAAAACCACAUCAAGACCAUUCAUCCAACAUAA
Messenger RNA from Pneumocystis jirovecii RU7, 936 nucleotides. RefSeq names its product GTP-binding protein gtr1. Gene Ontology annotation, biological process: regulation of autophagy; cellular response to amino acid stimulus; positive regulation of TOR signaling. The record is from RefSeq and is a predicted model, not a curated record. Gene Ontology annotation, molecular function: GTPase activity; GTP binding. NCBI's taxonomy places the organism in Eukaryota, Fungi, Ascomycota, Pneumocystomycetes, Pneumocystales, Pneumocystaceae. Gene Ontology annotation, cellular component: fungal-type vacuole membrane; nucleus; Gtr1-Gtr2 GTPase complex. Bases 1 to 936 code for a protein of 311 amino acids. The transcript has 6 exons.